AUGCGCUUCAGACCGUCCCCGCGCCAGCUGGAUUAUUUUAUAGCCCUUGCCGAGACUCUGCAUUUUGGCAAGGCCGCAGAAAAAUGCAAUGUCUCCCAGCCCACUUUGUCCUCACAAUUCAGGCUCUUGGAAGAAAACCUGGGCGCGGGCCUGCUGGAACGCGGCAGUGGCGACAUCAGCUUGACGGCGGCUGGCGAACGCCUGUUGCCACUCGCCCGGCAGGCUCUUGAAAGUUUGGACGAAAUUGUGGUCGUUGCCCAUGCGGGCCGUGAAAAUCUCGGCGGGCUGAUCCGUCUUGGUGUGUCACCCACAUUUGGGCCAUAUUUCAUGCCUUACCUGCUGCCGAUUUUGAAGCGGAACUUUCCGGAUCUGGAGCUUUACAUCCGCGAAGACCGUCCCAAUCUGCUGGAAGAGGGAUUGGCCGCCGGGGCACUGGAUUGCAUCAUCACACCGGAUAUUGCUCCAUCGGGACAACUGACUGAGCGGGAGCUUUGUCACGAAAGCGUAUCACUCGCUGUUCCGCGCGGCCAUCCGUUCUCUGGCCUUGAAGUCGUCCCGGUCUCCCUUCUCAAGGGCGAAAAGCUCCUUUCGCUUGGUCACGGGUUCCGUUUGCACAACGAUGUGCAGGCGCUUGCCCGCGCAGCCGGUGCUGAAUUUCUGCAGGAUUACGAGGGGACGAGUCUCGAUGCAUUGCGCCAGAUGGCAUCGAUCGGAAUGGGUCUUGCACUGUUUCCGGCAGCCUAUAUUGCUUCCGAGUUUCCCAAGGAGCCGAACCUCCUUUUGAAGAAGGUCGAGGGGAUCGCCAUGCACAGGGUAAUGUAUCUCGUCUGGCGCGACGGCAGUUCCCGCGCAGCGCAUUAUGAAAAACUGCUUUCCCUUGCAUUGGAGGCGGUUAAGAGUAUGCAGGCAGAAGGUGUGGAGGCCGCGGACACCUGA
Effrenium voratum is the source of this 936-nucleotide messenger RNA. Lineage: Eukaryota; Dinophyceae; Suessiales; Symbiodiniaceae. The record is from the annotation of a GenBank genome assembly.